Messenger RNA from Paramuricea clavata, 3777 nucleotides. The record is from the annotation of a GenBank genome assembly. Lineage: Eukaryota; Metazoa; Cnidaria; Anthozoa; Malacalcyonacea; Plexauridae.
CUGGACAGUAGAUUAUCACGUGACUUUUGAUGUUGUUCAAGAUGGCGUGGGAUUGUAAUAAGUAAACAGUUUAUAUCCGCUUUAUAUUUGGAAUACUGACUAAAGUUUGUACAUAUUUAUAAUUAUAUUAAAUGGUUAUUGUUAUACACAUCUUCGAAUCCUGAUCUAGGAUAUUCAAUAUGAAACAUGGUCCUUCUUUGAGCCGGAUUGAAACGGAUUGAAAUUUGAUAUUUUGAGAACACUUCAAGAAAUACGAGCCAAUUUACGAGUUAUUUGAGAGAAUUUACGAGUCCUUCGGGAGAAUCUACGAGUCCUUUGGGAGAAUCUACGAACAUAUGAGAUAAUUAACGAGCUUCGAAAGAAUUUACGAACGAUUGAGUGAAAUAUUUACGAGAAUUUGAGCAAUAUACGAGUCAUAUAAAGCGAACAUCGAGACAUUGGCAAAUCUACGAGUAUCUGAGUAAGUCUAUACGAUUAUUUGAGCGAAUUUACGAGAUUUUAUUACACCUACAAGUAUUUGGAAUCAUUAUAUACGAGCUUUAAAGAGAAAUAAACGAGAAAUUGCGCCUUAGAACAAUAUACAGUAACUGUGAACCAAAGGGAUUAUUAUAAGGUAUUUAUAUACAUUUUGAGAAGUUAGAUAAAGAGUAUACACGUAUCCGAGAGUGUAACAUUGUUAUUAUGAGUGAAGAAGCAACAAAGAAACGUAAGAUUCGGGGUGGACAUAGAACCUCAACUAAGAGAACAAUAAAUGCUUCAUCAACAAUUCUUGACGAUUUUGAUCCUUCAAAUAAACAACUUACCGAGAAGUUAUUACAACAAAAGAUUACAUUAAAGGAAAAACUAGACAUUCUGCAAAAUUUAGACAAUGAUAUACUAGCUAUUACUGAGGAGAAAGAUAUUGAAAAGGAGAUUGAAGAAAGUGAUCUUUUAAGAGAGAGAAUACAUGCUACAAUUGUCAGAAUUGAUUCUGUAGUGAGCCCUAUGAGCCUACCUCCAUCACCAAGUCCAGAAGGAACUCAAGAAGAAGGGAAUUCUCAUAAUUCUAGUAUUAUAAGUCAUUCGUCGGCCAAGAUAAAGCUACCAAAAUUGAGUUUAAAGAAGUUUAAGGGAGAUAUUAAGGAGUGGACUCCAUUUUGGGACAGUUAUACUUCAGCUAUUCAUGACAAUCCUGACCUAAGUGAUAUUGAUAAAUUUAACUAUUUGAACUCCCUACUUGAAUCAAAGGCAGAAGAAGCAAUUGCUGGGUUAAAGAUUACAUCAGCAAACUAUCAGGAAGCAGUUGACGUGUUAAACCAGAGAUUUGGCGACAAGCAACAGAUUAUUAAUUCACAUAUGGACAGCCUUCUUCAACUACCUGCAGUAACAAGCCUUCAUGAUGUUCAAAGUAUUAGACAGCUUUACAACAAGGUUGAAUCGCAUAUCAGAGGUCUCAAGUCUUUGGGAGUAGAGACUGCGACAUAUGGUAAUCUAAUGAUCUCAAUAUUGAUGCAACGGCUGCCACCGGGUUUACGUAUUAUUGUAACAAAGAAGAUGCAAGAGGAUGAAUGGUCUUUGGAUAAACUUAUGACAAUCUUUCGACAGGAAUUAGAGGCUAGAGAAAGAGCAAAUCUGCAGUGUUUACCUCCAUCAAAGUCCAGUUAUCAACGAAAUAAACCGGGAACAGCUGCUACUCUUUUCACGGGACUGCAUGACACUACCUGUUCUUAUUGUCAAGGAAAGCACUUAUCUGCAAACUGUAAGACAGUGACCAAUGUGGCUGCAAGGAGAGAUAUUCUGAAACGAAGUGGACGGUGUUUUGUAUGUUUAAGGAAAAACCAUAUUAGUAGGGAAUGCCAAUCGAACAUAAAAUGUUUUAAAUGUGGUAGACGACAUCAUGGAAGUCUGUGCAUGGGCGGCCAACCUCGACAACAACACCCUAACCCUAAUUCUGACCCACCAACCAACCAGCAAGAACCUCGGCAUCCACGUCAGCCCACAACAGAGACUGAGAAAAGCGACGAAACCGGAAUUGGUGGCAAGAACUUACCAGCACAACCGAACAGAGAAAGAGAACAACAACAGCAACAAGCUACCACAAGUCAAGCCAUGUAUGUUGGCACAAGAACAUCCAUCUUGUUGCAGACAGCGAAGGUCAACAUAUACAAGCCCGGAACGCAGGAAAACAGAGUAAAUGCUCGACUUAUACUGGAUAGUGGGAGCCAACGUUCUUUCGUGACAACCAGAGUGAAGAAUCAAUUAAACCUUGAUGCAGAAGGGACAGAAAACCUCAUGAUUAAGACAUUCGGAGGCGAAGCAGAGGAACUACAAACAUGUGAAUUUCUGCACUUCAACAUUGAGACAGAAUCUACUUAUCCCGAUCUUUCACUUACAGCAUUUGUAGUACCCACAAUUUGUCAACCCCUCAGACACCAAACAACCCAAACGGCACAAGAAAUUUACCAUCAUCUCGAAGGUCUUAAUCUUGCAGAUCUUAAUACUGGCGAAGAAGAGUUAGAAGUUGAUAUUUUGGUGGGAUCUGAUCAAUAUUGGAAUUUAAUAACUGGAGCAGUUAGACGGGGAGAUUCUGGACCCAACGCAAUGAGAACAAAGGUCGGCUGGGUUCUAUCUGGUCCUAUAACAGAUCCUGUGAGUGAGAAAACCAGUGUUAACUUGGUGAACACGCAUGUUCUGAAGUUUGCAACACAACCAUUGAACCCUGAUGCAACAGAUAUGACACAAGAAUUACGAAGAUUCUGGAAACUAGAAUCAUUAGGUGUUUUCCCCAAUGACAAGUCAGUCUAUGAGAAAUUCACACAAUCGAUCAAGCUGAAAGAUAAACGGUAUGAAGUGGAAUUGCCAUGGAAGGAAUCCCAUCCUGUUCUUCCUGACAACCACCAACUGAGCGAAAAACGGUUGAAGCAUCUACUAACACGAUUGAGAAAGGAUCCAGAGAUACUGCAAGAGUAUGACAAUGUCAUAAAGGAGCAACUAAAGGAAGGAAUUGUGGAAGUGGUCGAUGAGCAACACCCUGGAGAAAUUGGUAAAGUCCAUUACCUUCCGCACCACGCAGUAAUACGAAGAGACAAAUCCACAACGAAGAUGAGAAUUGUAUAUGAUGCCUCGGCAAAGGACAAUGGCCCAUCUUUGAACGACUGUCUAUAUACAGGUCCUGCAUUGGCACAGAACAUACUUGAUAUUCUUCUUCGGUUCCGUUGUCACAAGGUCGCUUCGUCGUUCCGUUGUCGAGAAGGCCUUUCUUAUGCUGCAGAUCCAAGAAUCCAAUCGAGAUGUCCUACGUUUUUUAUGGGUGGACGACAUUAAAAAUCCCAACCCAAAGAUUACAACGCUACGGUUUACAAGAGUGGUAUUUGGAGUGUCCUCAAGUCCUUUCCUCUUGAACGCAACAGUUAAGCACCAUAUGGAACAAUAUGCCCCGGCGUAGAUAAUCCAGCAGACAUCCCAACUCGAAGCAUUAAGUGUUCAGAACUCGGACAGUGUGAACUCUGGCGAAAUGGACCCCCAUGGCUGUCAGAAAAAUUGCAACCUAACGACGAAUUGAUAGACGAGCCUUCACCUUCGGAAGAAUGUUUACGAGAGCUUAAGAAGAAGCCACACCAUUCACCAACUGCGCUGUUAACCGAAGCGACAGGUCAAGGUAUAAAGGAAUUAAUGAACAUUGCAACAUUCUCUAAUUACCAUCGGCUUCUAAGAGUUACGGUGUAUGUACUAAGAUUUGUUCGAAAAUUGAAGGCCACAGAGAAACGAAGAGAAUUGAUACGAAACGAACAGUUAUAA